This is a messenger RNA of Drosophila albomicans, 1732 nucleotides long. RefSeq names its product proclotting enzyme. Lineage: Eukaryota; Metazoa; Arthropoda; Insecta; Diptera; Drosophilidae. Gene Ontology annotation, molecular function: serine-type endopeptidase activity. The record is from RefSeq and is a predicted model, not a curated record. Gene Ontology annotation, biological process: proteolysis. The transcript is spliced from 4 exons. Bases 89 to 1678 code for a protein of 529 amino acids.
UUGGCGCUUGUCGCGUGUGCACUGAUCAAUUAGUGUUAAAAGUGCAAAUUGGAGUACGUCAUAAUUUGUUUUUGGCUAAAAGCUCGCGAUGAGCUCGUUGCUGCUCCUCUAUCUUCAUUUGCUGCAAGUGUCGCUGCUGUUGACACUUUCCGUUGGCCAACGAUUACCGGACAACCCGUGUCCUUUCCUCUUCCAAUAUGUGCAAUCCGGAUUUAACAGUUUUCACGGUGAAGUGACGAUUCAGUUGCAACAAGGCCUCAAUCACGUCGAAGUGAGCUUUACACAACGCGACGAUGAUAGACCAAAUGCUGUGGGUUCAUUGCUGCCAUAUCCGGAUAGUGACACCGUGCAGAGCAGCUCUCGGCCUGGAAAAUUUCGUUUAAGUCUUUCGCCAAAUGGCAGCGGCUUGUUGCCUAAACUGACGGGCGUCAAGCUGAACAAUGCAACGUUCUGCAAAGCCGACGAUUAUCCGUCACCCUCCUCUUUUGCCAAUCGCUUUUUUGUGAUUUUUUACGACGUUGGAGGAGCUCAAACGAAGUCGCCUCCCUGGUUUAAUAGCGUGAGAGGAGACACAUCCUUUGUGGAGAAUAAGAAUACGGGAGAGCAUCUAUCUGGAGAGAGAGUUCCUCAAUACCAGAGCGCCUGGCUCGAACCGGCACCCCCUUUUGUCUCUUCUUCCUCGACCGGAGUACAAGUAAUUACACCGCUGCCACCUCGAGAUUCAUCAGAUGUAAUGCAUAAAGCUUUAGAUAAGCCAUUCGUCAGCUGGGUAGAUGGGCCCGUAGUCUCCCGAGAAAUUUCCUGGCCAGCUUCGACUUCCACACAAACAACAACCACAGUGGCAGCCAUUACACCUGCUCCUCCAGUGAUAUCGACAGCGUCGCGUUUUAAUCAGCGAACGUCAUUCUUUUCUUGCGGCGAGGAAGGCUCAACCACACCUUUUAUACAGCGCGGCAGAGCAUUUCCCAGGGGUCAGUAUCCCUGGCUUGCGGCUAUUUUCCACAAGGAACACUUUGCCUUGGCCUUCAAGUGUGGAGGAUCCCUUAUCUCGGCCACAAUGGUCAUCACAGCAGGGCAUUGCGUCUACAAGAUGAAGGAGGAUCGCGUCGUGGUUUCCAUAGGUCGAUAUGAUCUUGAUAAUUACCACGAGGAUGGCGAACAGGGACGUGAUGUUGUGCGCAUUCUAACGCAUCCGGAUUAUUCAUCUCUACCGCAAACGCAGCCCGAUGCAGACUUGGCGUUGGUCACUCUAGAUCGCCCUAUCAUUUUCAACGACAUCAUACGUCCGAUUUGCCUCUGGGAAAAAGCAACGGAGAGCGAAGUUACCACUGAAAUUGGAACUGUUGCCGGCUGGGGAAGAGAUGAGAUGGGCAACUCGCUGACCCGCUUUCCACGUGUCGUCGAGGCCAAUAUUGCCAACGAGACGGAAUGUGCUCGCAAGUGGAAAGUGCCGCGGGUCAUGGAGCGCAUCAUGUGUGCUGGCAACUUGGAUGGCUCUGGUCCUUGUCUUGGCGAUUCUGGCGGAGGUUUGAUGAUGAAGCGCAACAAUCGUUGGCUACUUCGGGGUAUUGUGUCUCAGGGGGAGCGGAGCUCGAUUGGUCAUUGCAAUCUCAAUCAAUAUGUGCUAUAUUGCGACUUAUCUAAGCAUGAUGCUUGGAUACGCGAGAACUUGAAUUAAUGUAAAUAAAUAAUAAAAGUGACAUAUUAAUUAAUGUAAAUAAAUAAUAAAUUA